CUGGCCGCAGCCCAGGCUGGCGGGAUCGCCCCGAGGCGGUGGCUGCCCGGACACUGCGGCCAGGCCGCCCCCUGCUCCUGUCUUCCAUCCAGUCUUUGGGUGUCGGCCCUCGGGGCUGGGUGCGCGGGCCUUGCUGUGUGCACACGUGUGCUGGGCCCGAGCGAGGCGAGAACGCAGUUCUGGAGAGGCGUGUGUGCAAAUGUGGGCCGUGCACGUACUUGCAGGCACGGGUUUGUAUGCGUGGCUGCGGCCUAUGGAUCAGCCUGCUGGGGUGCACGUGCGGCCCAGCGCCAAGGGACAGAGCAUGGGGACACCCGGAAGCCCGCGGGGUCAGGCGCGGCGGCAGCCCCAAAGCCAGGUCAGCAGUCGAGUAGCUGGGGCCCCUGAGGGCUUGAAGCCUUCACAGUGAUGGCGGAGAAGCGGCCCCUGGGGACCCUGGGGCCUGUGAUAUAUGGCAAGCUGCCCCGCCUGGAGGCAGACUCUGGACCUGGGCACAGCCUGUCCUCUUCUGUUGGUAACCAGGACCCCUGCAGCUACAAGGGUGCCUACUUCUCCUGCCCUAUGGGGAGUGCUCCCAAGGCAGGGUCUGAGCAGUUGGCAUCUUGGACCCCAUAUCCACCCUUGUACCCCACCAGCAUGGCAGGACCCCCUCUUCGGACAGACAGCCUGUUGACCAGUUGCCUGCUGUACCGCCCAGCAGCAGAAAGCUCUGAGAAGGUGCAGGACCCUGGCCCUGUUGAGCUCCUGCCCUUUGGUCCCCAAUCUCAUUCCUACCCAGGCCCACCAUUGGCAGCACCCAAACCUGUCUACCGCGGCCCUCUGUGUUACGGGCUCUCGGCUUGCCUGGGGGAUGGGGCGGCGAAGAGGCCACUGGAUGUUGACUGGACGAUGGUGCCCGGACCCCUCUUACCCCCGGCUGACCCGUCUUGUUCUCUGACCCCAACUCCUGGCAAGGGCCAGUCCCUAGAUGGCACCUUCUUGCGUGGUGUGCCAGCUGGGGGAUCUGGCAAGAACUCAGUGAGCUUCUCCCCGUGCCAGGCAUUUCUGGAGAAGUAUCAGACCAUCCACAGCACAGGCUUGCUGGCCUCCAAAUAUGCAGGUCCUUACCCUGGGGACCCCAAGCAGGCAUUGUCUGACGGACCUCCCAGUCCAUGGACCCAGCUGGCCCAACCGCUGGGGCCAGCCUGCCAGGAUACAGUGCCUACCCACUACCCGCUCCCUCACCCUCCACAGGCCCUGCCUUGCCCACCAGCCUGUCGCCACCCGGAGAAGCAGGGGAGCUACAGCUCAGUGCUUCCCCUACAACCUCUGGGAGCCCACAAGGGGGCUGGGUACCCAGCUGGUGGGCUGAGCAGCCCCUACCUGAGGCAGCAGGCUGCCCAGGCACCCUAUAUGGCCUCAGUGGGCCUGGACACUUUUUCUUACCCCUCUGCCCCACUCCCCGCACCGUCACCAGGCCUCAAGCUGGACCCACCUCUUGCUCCCCGGUGCCCAAUGGACUUUGCCGCCCAGACACUGGGCUUUCCUUAUGCCCGGGAUGACCUCUCUCUCUAUGGAGCAUCCCCGGGGCUUGGAGGGACGCCGCCUUCCCAAAACAGUGUACAGGCUGUGCCUUCCAGUGUGCAGCCCAGUGCCUUCCAGCGAGCAUGCCAGUCCCUGCCUGCCAGCCAGCCCUGCUCAGAGCCCGUGAGGCCUGUGGAGAAGCCAGUCCAGGAAGCAGAGGAGAAGGUGUGGCUGCCCAGCUGCAGGAAAGAGCAGCUCCAGCCCCAGCUCGAUGAGCAUCCUGGGGCACCCAUUGUCAUUGGGGAUAGCCCAGUUCCACGCACCCCUCCAGCGCUCCCACCAUGCGCCCAGGAGCGCCAGUCUCUGCUGCAGAACAAGGGUGCUCUGCCGCCUGGCUCUCCGCCAAUGCCGAUUAUUGACAAUGUCUUCAGCUUGGCCCCCUACCGUGACUAUCUGGAUGUGCAGGCUCCCGAGGACUCGACUGAGCCUGACCUGGCCCCAGCCCCCAGUGAGAGCCCUGCCAAAGACUGUGGGGGAACCCUGCCAGCCCAGGAGGCCCCUUCAAAGGCUCCCUGCUCACUUAGAGAGGAGGUGGCCCUGGACUUAAGUGUGAAGAAGCCCUUGGCAGAGGCUCCUGUCCGGGUUCCUAGUCCCGAGGUGCGUGCCAGGCCCACGGCAGCCCUGGAUGUGCCAGGUGUGGGGAACACAGUCUUGGAUCUGCCAGAGCUGGAAAAGAUAGUCACGGAAACGCCAGGGCUGCCCGGGGUGCCGGCAGCCACCGAGGCCACCACCCCAAGGACCAACUUCCACAGCUCCGUGGCCUUCAUGUUCCGAAAAUUCAAGAUCCUCCGGCCAGCACCCCUGCCAGCCACUGUGGCCCCAUCGGCGCCCACCCCAGCCACUGCGCCCGCCCAAGCUGUACCCACCCCCACGACCGUGCCCCUUGGUCUCCAGAUUCUCACGCAGCCCUUGCCCGUGGCCUGCUUCAACAUGGCGCUGCCCAGUCCUCCCGCUAUGGCCGCGGCCCCCACUCCCGCGCUGGCCCCCUCACCUGCCCAGGCCCCAGCCCCGGCCCCGACUCCAGCCUCUCCCCCAGCCCCAGCAGACUCUCCAGAGCAACACUUCACGGGCCUGCACGCAUCCUUGUGCGAUGCCAUCUCGGGCUCAGUGGCACACUCUCCUCCCGAGAAGCUGCGGGAGUGGCUGGAGACGGGGGGACCCUGGGGCCGGGCGGCGUGGCAGGACUGCCAGGCUGUGCAGGGGCUGCUGGGCAAGCUGCUGUCACAGCUGCAGAGCUUCGUGUGCACGCAGCAGUGCCCCUUCCCCCACGUGGUGCGCGCCGGCGCCAUCUUUGUGCCCAUCCACCUGGUGAAGGAACGCCUCUUCCCCCGGCUGCCGCCGGCCUCCGUGGACCAUGUGCUACAGGAGCACCGCGUGGAGCUGCGACCCACCACGCUAUCCGAGGAGCGCGCGCUGCGUGAGCGGGCCCUGCACGGCUGCACCUCGCGCAUGCUCAAGCUGCUGGCUCUGCGCCAGCUGCCCGACAUCUACCCCGACCUGCUGGGCCUGCAGUGGCGGGACUGUGUCCGCCGCCAGCUGGGUAACUUUGACACUGAGGCUGGAUCUGUGCCCUCCUCAGAACCCACCAUGGCCAGAGAUGAGCCGGAGAGCCUAGCCCUGGUCUGGAAGUCACCUGUCCCCAAGGCCAGGAAGCCAGGGAGGAAGCCACCAACCCCUGGCCCGGAGAAAGCAGAGGCAACCGCUGGGGAAGGGUCCCAUGGUACCUCCCCUACCCCUGCUGCCAGCACCAGACCCCCUGGCCCCACACUAAGGGCCCGCUUCCGCAGCCUGCUGGAAACUGCUUGGCUCAGUGGCCUAGCACUGCCCACUUGGGGCCAUAAGGCCUCAGGGCCAGACCGGUCUGUGCCCCACCCACAGGUGCUGGGUGGCCAAAGCCAUCACCUGUAGCCUUGGUGGCUGUUUGGACAGCUGCUGUGUGGGGGUCACUGUCUGGACCCCAACCUUUUGUAAGGCCAGCUGCCCAGGGCCAGGAGUGGACAUGCCAUUGGAGCUUCUCCUGCUCUCUUGCCCCCCACCCCCACCCCGUAGUGGGCUGAGAGCCCCUGAACUUUUUACUUGAGGGCCUUUUUUAUUAGAAAGGACUACUUCCUGUUUCUUCCUUAGAGAAAAUGUGUGGGCUUUGGAGCUCAACAGACUUGGGCUUGAAUCCUUGGGCUCCUGUGUUCUUGCUGUGUAACCAGGCAAGUCACUUCCUACCUUGAGCCCUCAGUUCCCAGUUUGUAAGAUAGGACAACGCAGCCUACCUCACAGGGUUGUUGUGGGGGUGAUGCCUGACACACACCCAUUAAGGUUUGUUCUCUGCUCCCUCCCCAGGACGGGGGCCUAGAUCCCAGCCAGGGCCUAGAAUAGGAGGCUAAGGCAAGUAGAACCUUCUAGAAAGUCUUUUUGUGUCAUAGGACUUGGUUAUUUAGGGUGAUACAGUGUACAGUGUGUAUGACUUACACUUUCUAGAGUCAUUUCCCAGGAAAGCCUGGGGCUAUGCCCUAAAGUCUGGGGUUGGGCCCUGACCCUCCCCAGCCUGGAAGCUCUCUGGGGAGCCUGCUCCUUCCUUCCUUCACUACAGGGGGUGCCCAGAUACAGCCUGGGGCUGACAUCCUUGUUCUGGGCCUGCUGCUUUCACCUCUGGGAGGCCCCAGGCCUGUCCUGAAUUGACACCAGUAACUUCCUUGAGCUGCCUUGUCCCCCCGGUGCAUCUUCCUGAGAAAGUGGUAUGUUUGCUAGAAGCCAAGCAGCUGCAGGGACUCAGGGACUAGACAAGACAGGCUGAAUGACAGCUGGAUCCUGGGAGGUCUUCAAAGAUACGGACUGGGGACCUUGGCAUUCCCCAAGCCAGAGCCCCAUCGGUCACGCCUGCUAUGAGUGACCUCCUUACAGAGUACUAAACUGAGCCAGACGCUGGCAAGCUGGGCCCUUGGCCUGGCUAAGGUUUGUAAGAAGGCUGUGGGCCCAGGAGGCAGGCCAUUAAACAUUAAAGCAUUUGGGUUGUUUUUGGA
Messenger RNA from Lutra lutra (Eurasian river otter), 4577 nucleotides. RefSeq names its product chromosome 7 C15orf39 homolog (gene PRMT2IP). Lineage: Eukaryota; Metazoa; Chordata; Mammalia; Carnivora; Mustelidae. The record is from RefSeq and is a predicted model, not a curated record. The transcript has 3 exons. The coding region runs from base 409 to 3471 and encodes 1020 amino acids.